Carassius auratus (goldfish) is the source of this 2275-nucleotide messenger RNA. RefSeq names its product platelet-derived growth factor C-like. Gene Ontology annotation, biological process: positive regulation of MAP kinase activity; positive regulation of ERK1 and ERK2 cascade; positive regulation of phosphatidylinositol 3-kinase/protein kinase B signal transduction. Gene Ontology annotation, molecular function: platelet-derived growth factor receptor binding; growth factor activity. Bases 1 to 948 code for a protein of 315 amino acids. The transcript is spliced from 6 exons. NCBI's taxonomy places the organism in Eukaryota, Metazoa, Chordata, Actinopteri, Cypriniformes, Cyprinidae. Gene Ontology annotation, cellular component: membrane. The record is from RefSeq and is a predicted model, not a curated record.
AUGGCGGCUGGCACUUUGGAGAGGUGUUCCCUCACGGAUGAAUCUCGGUUUUCAAGUCCAGUUCAAGUCAAGUUUGCUGAUGUCAACAUUGUGGAUCAAGUGGCCCAUGAUGGCAGUGGGGUUAUGAAAUACCGUGAUGAGAUCCCAAGGCCCAUUUUUAUUCCAUUCAAUCACAACCAUCAUGAUAAUGCACGGCCCCAUCAAGGAAUCGGUGCACAAUUCCUGUAUGAUUAUGUGGAGGUGGAGGAGCCUGUCGGAGGCGUGGUGUUGGGGCGUUGGUGUGGCUCAGAGAUGGUUCCAGGACCCCAGGUGUCCAAGGGAAACCAGAUCCUGAUCCGCUUCGUCUCUGAUGAAUACUUUCCCUCGGACCCAGGAUUCUGCAUCCACUACUCUUUGCUUCAGCAGAGGCAGUCGGAGCCCGAGACCCCUCCAGUGAUGCCUGCGUGGAUGCAGAGUGUGGAUGUUCUGAGUGAAGCUGUCGCUGGAUUCAGCACAAUGGAGGAAGUAAUGAAAUACCUGGAGCCGGAACGCUGGCAGGUGGACAUAGAGGACCUCUACAAGCCUUCCUGGCAGGUGGUGGGCAAAUCAUUCUUCCACCAAAAGAAAUCCAGAGGAGCGGUGGACCUGAACCUGCUUCGUGAGGAGGUUCGGCUUUACAGUUGCACUCCACGGAACUUUUCCGUCUCGUUGCGUGAGGAGCUGAAAAGGACGGACGCCAUCUUCUGGCCCAGCUGUCUGCUGGUGAAGCGCUGUGGAGGGAACUGCGCAUGCUGCUCUCACAACUGCUACGAUUGCCAGUGCUCGCCCACCAAAGUGGCCAAAAAAUACCAUGAGGUUCUGAUGCUGAAACACAGAGCAGGGGGUCGGGGGCUGCAAAAGACUCUAACAGAUGUCCCCCUGGAGCACCAUGAGGAGUGUAGCUGUGUGUGUAAAAAUGACUCCGACUAAAACAGUCCCAGGGAGAGAGCAACACUGGCCCUCUACAGACUCAACCAGGGAAAUAAUUCUUGCAUCAUGCAUAAAUGUGCGGAAGAGAUUUUACCCUGACAUUGCAAACUAAUGAAAUGAAAGAGAAUCUUGAUUUAUCUAAACCUGCGGUUCCAUUCGUUUUGGGCUCACAAAUCUAUAGAGAACUGACCUAUGCAGAAGUUUCCAUUGGCCCUGUGAUAACAUGGAAUGUCAGGAGGAAAAUUGGACACGGUCUUGCUUCUCUGUGUGUAUGGGGAGGUUUGCAAACAGUGUGUGUGUGUGUGUAUGUACAUUCAUGAAUCUCUUUCUGUGUGUGAGUGAAUGUAUAGAGCUGUUCAGGAAAUUAGGUAUUCCAGGAUAACUAGAGAGCCUGAAGUGAGUGUGCUAUUACUUGUGGAACAAGUGGAUUUGACGCAUUCUUUUAUAUCAUUUUUCUCUUUGCUGUUUUCACAACUUAAAAGGACAUUGACUGUGCAUCAACUUUCAGCAAUUCAAGGACAAUUUUGAGGUGGCAUGGACUUUCUCCUCAAUAACAUCCCAAAGAAAUGAAUUACUUUGUCAUAAACCAGCACUCAGGCACCUAUUCAUUUCUGAAUCGGCAUAUUUUCAUGAAUAAUUCAAAAAGAAUAUUCCAGGAAAGAUAAAGAUGGGUCUUUUUUUUUUUUUUUUUUUUUUUUUAACCAGAGCUGAGUGAUCACGCAUCUUCUGCUCUUUUGCGUUGUACUAUAGACUCUUAAAAAUGGCUCCAUUUGAGAAAGAACACUAAAAUACAAUAGUGAAACUUGUGUAAAUAUAUUUCAAAUUGUGAUUUGUUGACUUUUCCUAUGUCAUGACAGUUUUUGGUACCAACAUUUUGGGCAUGUAAGAAUUGUUUUUCCCCUUUCAUAAUCACUGUAGUAUUUUCCGUAUUAGUCACUCUUUUAGUAGAGACAUUUAUACUUUUGUGUUGUUUGAAUAACUGUUUUAAUUGUGUAAUAAGAUUGUUGUUUGACUGGAGACGAAAUUAAAACCAUUAGAUGUUCAUGUAAAUAGACUUUUUAGAAGUUAAAGGGACAUAGAACUGCCAGUACCAUAUUCCUCUACCAUUAAACGAUUAACUAAAUUGUUGUGGUUUUUCCAAAUGGCGCUUAAAGCAUUGGUUUGCCCAAGUAAUCUGCAGUUGUCACAAAAAUGCAAAGUACUGCCAGGGAACCCUAUGACAAUGAACUAUUUACUGCAAUCUGACUUCAGUCUUUGAGAUCGUAAUUGGAUGUUAAUGAUGUAUCUCUGCAUUAAGCUUUUCAAGAGUAAAAUCAUGUGACUGACA